GAAAAACAACGCGCAAAGCCCGAUUCGCACGGCCGAGAAUUCGCGAGUCCCCGGAUUACGCGAUCCUCGUAGACCCUGAGUCCGUCCUCGCUGACCUGGUGUACAUUUUCGGGACUUGGGGCGGGUUGUUCCAACUCCUUGCUGACGAAAAAUGAAGUUACUGUUGAUCGCGGCUUCGAUUCUCGUAGCCAUCGAGGCUAGAGCUUAUCAGAAUUGGGGGAAUUUCUUCAACAAUCCCGGCUUUGGGAAUGGAAGAGGAGGAAACAAUGGUCGUAAUCCGUUUUGGGCGGUUCCGCUGCAGCAGGACUAUCUGCAAAGUAUUGCAAUGGGUUCCGACGUGGAAUGGGUGUGCCGAAACUCGAAGACGAACGAUAUGAUGAUUAUCGCCACCAGCAACACACAACAAAGUCCUGCUAGAGAGCCAUGGCAAUGGCAGAAUAUUCCACCGGGUCACCAAAGACACAGGCAAGAUGGGUCUUAUUGGACUCGACCGAUUAUUAUUGUUCAAGACACUGCACGUGGUAACAAUGGAGAGAUCGAAGAUAACCAAACGCCAUUGCCCAACACAUCUCCGGGAACAAAUAAUAAUAAUAACAAUAAUCAACCCACGACAACGAUGACGACGACACCGCAAUACCACGGUGGCGAAGGACAAAUCGAUAUCAGAUUCGGAAAAGACAGCUCUUAAAGAGUGUGUGGAGGAAAUCUAUACAAACGUGCGAAAGAAAAACAUUUACAUAAAUAUAAAAUGUAAUAAAGAUAAAUAUUUACAUAAACUGUAAUAAAAAUGACAAUACCUACGUAGUUACGUACGUACAUUGAAUAAUCUA
Messenger RNA from Harpegnathos saltator (Jerdon's jumping ant), 830 nucleotides. RefSeq lists its product as uncharacterized. The transcript has 3 exons. The coding region runs from base 152 to 688 and encodes 178 amino acids. The record is from RefSeq and is a predicted model, not a curated record. Lineage: Eukaryota; Metazoa; Arthropoda; Insecta; Hymenoptera; Formicidae.